Molecule: messenger RNA, 1647 nt
Organism: Prorocentrum cordatum
Lineage: Eukaryota; Dinophyceae; Prorocentrales; Prorocentraceae
Source: the annotation of a GenBank genome assembly
AGCCACUUGGCUCAGGCUACGCUGGCGCAUGUUUUCAAGAUUGGUCACGCCCAUGCAGAGCCUAUUAAGUUGUUCAACACAUGUCCGUAGAUGAACGUAGCACACUGUUGCCGACGAAGCCUCGACGCCAGCAAUGGCUCAGCACAGUUCACACGGCCCGUUUGGUGACGUUCGCUAGUUCAUUCGCUGAGGGGUACGAACUCGUGAUCUUUUCCCUGAUAUUGAGUCCCGUGAUCAAAGAAUUCAGUCUCACGGUGACGGGCGUAGUCUUAUUGGCAAGCGUGCCGAUGGCAGCAGGCUUGGUAGGUUAUCUGUUCAUGGGAUGGCUCAUGGACGUGAUGGGAAGGAAGCCGACGCUGGUUUCCACUUAUGUUAUAUGUAUGUGCGGUUGCGCGCUCAUGGCCACGGCACCCGAUGUGUACCAGUUAGGCCUCGGCAGGGGGAUCAUUGCACUGGGCAUCAGGUCUGGCAUCACCUGCGUCUCCGUCUACAUGUCCGAACUCUCCCCCGCGGAGCACCGCGGCAUGCUGGUGUCCAUGGAGGAGGUCUACAUCAACCUGGGCAUGCUUGCCGCCACCCUCAUGGCGUGGGUGCUGAUGGGCAGGCAGAACGCGUCCUGGCGCACCUUCGUGACCCUGGGCGGCAUCGCGCCGGCGCUGGCGCUGCUGGCGCUGCUGUGCCUGCAGGUCCCGGAGUCGCCGCGCUACCUGCAGCUGUGGGGGCGGCACGCGGAGGCCGCCGCCGUGCUGCGCAGCGCCCUGGACGGCAAGGACGACGAGAUAGAGCAGACGCUGAGUUCGUGGAGGGAGGAGGAGGAGACCAUGACGAAGACCACGUGGGCCGACCAGCUGUCCCAGGUGCUGGAGCUCCCCGGGCACGCAGGCUUCCGCAUCGCGUGCUGCUGCUGGAUCUCCCGGGCUGGCAGCGGCAUCGUAGUGAUCGGCACCUACUUCGCCGUGUUCAUGAAGGAGCAGGGCAUGGACGACGAGAGCGCCCUGAGGUGGUUCACCGCCGGCCAGCUGGCGAAGACGGUGGCGCUCGCGCUGCCGGUGCUCUGGCUGAUCGACGCCUGCGGCCGGCGGGCGCUCUUCCUGGCGUCGGCCGCCGCGUGCUGCGCCAGCACGGCCCUGGCCGCGGCACUGCGGCACGGCGGCUUCCCCGCCGCGGCGGUGGCGUGGUGCGUCGUCGCGUACUGGGCGUCCUUCAGCCUGGGGUACGGACCAGUGGUCUGGGUGUACUGCUUCGAGAUCCUGCCGCGGCACCAGCGCGGCCGUGCGGCGACCGUCAGCAUGCUCUUCGGCGACGUGGCCUCCGGCGUCCUGCUCAUCUCGGCGCCGUACCUGGUCGAGAUCGACGCGGCGCUGCCCUACGCGGUGAUAGCGGUCACAAACUUCGCCGCCAUGGUGUUUUUCUACGCGGCGUGCCCAGAGACGGCGGGAAUGAUCCUCGAGCAUGCUGGGAACGUCGGCGCGUCACCGCGCACCGCGGUGGCGAGAGACGGCGCCUGCUAGGUGAGAGGAGCCCGCAAGAUGGCACAAAAAAGGUGCCGCCGCCGGUCAGCUCUUCGAUUCGUUGGGCCACCCCCGGCGCCGCCUCUUGAGCAGCAGCACGCCAGACCUCCAAUGCGUUGGAAAGAUCAAGACGGAG